Messenger RNA from Esox lucius (northern pike), 4381 nucleotides. RefSeq names its product integrin, beta 1a (gene itgb1a). Gene Ontology annotation, molecular function: C-X3-C chemokine binding; integrin binding; laminin binding. Gene Ontology annotation, biological process: cell adhesion mediated by integrin; cell migration; cell-matrix adhesion. Lineage: Eukaryota; Metazoa; Chordata; Actinopteri; Esociformes; Esocidae. Gene Ontology annotation, cellular component: integrin complex; focal adhesion; cell surface. The transcript has 17 exons. The coding region runs from base 313 to 2721 and encodes 802 amino acids. The record is from RefSeq and is a predicted model, not a curated record.
GGUCUAGGUUGGUGGAGAGAACUGAUAACUGACUCUCCAUGUAAUGUUGAAAAGAAAACGAGGUUCACAGGGCCACGGGAAUAUAGUACAUAUAUAUUGAUAUUAUUUACACAGUAAUACAACUACACAUUACACGGUAUUUUCUCUUUCUCAGUGGAGUAGACCGAAUCGUUCGUGACUUUCCGCAGCAGGAGAAAGUAGCUCCCAUUGCCAACAAGGCAGUUGUUGCCUUGUCUACGCUGAAUAGCUGAUGCCUACAGGGAUUUUAAAGAGGAUACGUAUGUUGUCUCCGAAAUAAAUCUGGCGAAUAAGAUGGACCUGAAAUUACUUCUGAUAUCUUUGUUGUUCGGAAUUAUUUGUUACAGCAGUGCUCAACAAGAAGGGAAUGAGUGCAUCAAGGCCAAUGUCAAGUCCUGUGGCGAAUGUAUUCAAGUUGGAGCUAAAUGUGGAUGGUGCACAGACCCAGAGUUUCUGAAGCAGGGUGAGGCCACUUCAACCCGCUGUGAUGAGCUAGAGUCUCUAAGGAAGAGAGGGUGCGGUGCUGCUAAGGUAGAAAACCCCCGGGGAAGCCAGAGAGUUCUGAAGAACACCCCUGUGACCAACCGUAACAAGGGAGCAGACAAACUCAAACCAGAAGACAUCACACAGAUCCAGCCCCAGAAACUCACCCUGAGCCUCAGAUCUGGUGAACCCCAGUCUUUCAACCUGAAGUUCAAACGAGCUGAGGAUUACCCCAUUGACCUUUACUACCUGAUGGACUUGUCCUUCUCCAUGAAAGACGAUCUGGAAAAUGUAAAGAACCUGGGAACACAGUUGAUGUUGGAGAUGGCAAAGAUCACGUCCGACUUCCGAAUUGGUUUUGGGUCCUUUGUUGAGAAGACAGUGAUGCCUUAUAUCAGUACCACCCCAGCCAAGCUGCUGAAUCCCUGUACUGGUGACCAGAACUGCACCAGUCCCUUCAGCUAUAAAAACGUCCUGAAGUUGACCAGCAAUGGAAGGAAGUUUAACACUCUGGUGGGACAACAGCAGAUCUCUGGAAACCUGGACUCGCCAGAGGGAGGUUUUGAUGCAAUCAUGCAAGUGGCUGUCUGUGGUGAUGACAUUGGCUGGAGAAAUGUAACUCGUCUACUGGUGUUCUCCACUGAUGCCGGCUUCCACUUUGCUGGAGAUGGGAAACUGGGAGGAAUUGUUCUGCCUAAUGAUGGGAAAUGCCACCUGGAGAACAACAUGUACACAAUGAGCCACUACUAUGACUACCCCUCGAUCGCCCACCUGGUUCAGAAACUAAGUGACAACAACAUUCAAACCAUCUUUGCAGUCACAGAGGAAUUCCAGCCUGUUUACAAGGAGUUAAAGAAUCUCAUCCCUAAGUCUGCGGUUGGCACACUCUCCGCCAACUCCAGCAAUGUUAUCAACCUCAUUAUCGAUGCCUACAAUUCUCUUUCCUCAGAGGUGAUUCUGGAGAAUAGUAAGCUACCAGAUGGAGUGACCAUCACAUACCAAUCACGCUGCAAGAACGGAGUGAUUGGGGAGGGAGAAAUGGGUAGAAAAUGCUCCAACAUCUCCAUUGGGGACGAGGUAUCCUUCACCAUUAGCAUCACGACUAAACAGUGUCCCAAGAUGGGCAAAUCAGAGACCAUCAAGAUCAAACCCCUGGGGUUCACAGAGGAGGUGGAGAUUGCUCUGAACUUCAUCUGUGAGUGUGACUGUCACAAAGAUGGAAUCAAAAACAGUGAGAUCUGCCACAACGGAAAUGGAACAUUUGAAUGUGGAGCCUGCAGGUGUAAUGACGGCCGUAUUGGUAGACAGUGUGAAUGCAGCACCAAUGAGGUGACCAGUGAAGACCUGGAUAAGAACUGCCGUAAAGACAACGGUACUGACAUCUGCAGUAACAACGGAGACUGUGUGUGUGGAACCUGUGAGUGUAAGAAGAGAGAGAACCCAGAAGAACGCUACAGCGGAAAGUUCUGCGAGUGUGACAACUUCAACUGUGACCGUUCCAAUAACAAACUCUGUGGAGGACAUGGUCGUUGUGAGUGCAGAGUGUGUAUCUGUGAUACCAACUGGACGGGUAGUGCCUGUGAUUGUUCCCUGGGUACCACCACCUGCCUGGCUUCCAACAAACAGAUAUGUAACGGUCGAGGCACCUGUGAGUGUGGCACCUGCAAAUGUACCGACCCCAAGUUCCAGGGCCCCACUUGUGAGAUUUGUCCCACCUGUCCAGGAGUCUGCACAGAACACAAGGAGUGUGUUCAAUGCAGGGCAUUUGGUACAGGGGAGAAGAAGGACACCUGUGAGAGGGACUGUAGCUACUUCAACCUGAUUAUGGUGAAGCACAGGAACGAGCUCCCUCAGCCGGGACAGGCCUUCCCCCUGAUGCACUGCAAGGAAAGGGACGCAGACGACUGCUGGUUCUACUACACCUACGCUGUGAACAACAACACAGAGAAGGAGGUGCAUGUGGUGGAAAAGCCAGACUGCCCUGAGGGCCCUGACAUCAUCCCCAUCGUGGCUGGCGUGGUGGCGGGCAUCGUGCUUAUUGGCCUGGCCCUGUUGCUUAUCUGGAAGCUGCUCAUGAUUAUCCAUGACAGGAGGGAGUUCGCCAAGUUUGAGAAGGAGAAGAUGAACGCUAAAUGGGACACGCAAGAGAACCCAAUAUACAAGAGCCCUAUUAAUAAGUUCCAGAAUCCAAACUAUGGACGUAAAGCUGCAGCUCUUUAAGGUGAGAACCCUAUCUACAAGAGUGCUGUCACAACAGUGGUGAACCCUAAAUAUGAAGGCAAAUGAUGGAGCUUCAGUUCACUGUAUGAACACUGUAUAAAAAAUCAAGUUCCAGGAGAGGAGAGGGGUGGGAGCUGGUGGGCGAGGGAUGGGGACAAGGGACAAAGGAUUCAUUUGCAUUUUGUAAUUUCGUCUACUUCUCAUUAUUAUAACUUUAUAUUUGGCCACUAUAUUUGGUAUUUUUACUAACGGUUUUUCUAUGCAUUGGCUUUAAAAGAAAAUGUACAGUUAGUUUAUAUGUAUAUACUUUAAAGCUUCCUUUCAUUUAUUGAAGAACUGUUUGAAAUGAAGGUGUUUGCCACAGGACUGGUAUUUCCUCGAAGAUACAUGUUUGUCACAAAUGGCACUGUAGUCACCUCAUAGUGCCCUUCUGCGGCUCUAGUCAAAAGUAGUGCAACAUAUAGUCCAAUGAAUAGUUUCCUAUUAGGGAUGCAUAAUUAGACACUACCUGGACACACAUAGCUCUCUUACUCUAUAGCAGUGCAGGCAGUUAUAUUAGACCAUGAGACAAGUCAGAGCAGAUUGUCGGGGAAAGAAAAUAAUUAUUAUUAAGUACAGGGCAAAUUAACAACCACUAAGCCCAAAAAGAGGUUGUAUUUGAAAAUAGACAUAAUUUCAUAAGUUGAUUACAUUGACACACAGAUCCCAUAAUGUCUCUUGAAAAUACCCAGCCUAAUAUCUACUGUGAAGGGCCAAAAGAAAUAGUUUGCUGGCUUAUUUUAGCUUGUUUUAUUCCCUCCUCCCCCAUGUAUUGACUUGCUAUUAUUGUGUUAUUGAGCUCAGAAAGGACCUGAGACUAAAGCAUAAGUUUGCAUGUUAUCCAUCAACCAGGAUCGCAAGAAUCUGGAUUAAUCAUUCAGGUUAUUUUUAAAGAUUAUCACUUAGAAAGCAUAUUUGUCAUAGAAAAUCAUUAAAUGAUUAUGGCCUGCUUGUUAUAAGGUAAAAUGUAAUGCAAGAAGAAGCGCUAAGAGCGAAUAGAUGAUACGCAUUGAUUUUUAUAUGUGAAAUAACUGCAUUUGAUGAGUACAGGUUAAGUAGAAAAAUCUAGAUUUUAGAUUUCAAUUAGGAAAAUCAAUGACAAUGAUCUCACAAGACUUAUCAACGGGCUAUUUAAAGGGAUUGAAAACCACUCCUAUUAAGGUUAUAAAGUAAUGUACAGUAAAUAACCUGAUUACACAAUCAAUUGUAUUUUAAUUUUACAAAAACUAAUGUUUAUUUUUAUGUUGUUUUGUUAAAUAACAUUUCAGUAUUGAACCUCAGGUCCUUUUCUGUGCUCAUCCCAAGCAAAUCCAAAUGUAUGCCUUCAUGACAAAGCCUUAUGUUUCAUAUUUAGCAUUGUUAAAUUAAUCUUGCAUCUACAAAUGCAAGUUAGCUUGUUUGAUAAAAAUAAAUCACAGGGCUGGGGUUACCCCGCUAUCUGUAACAGUGUUUGUGUAAAAUCAGUAUUAAAGUGAAAGGGCUCUUGGAAUUGUUUUAAAAUACUAAAAUGCUUCAAAAUACCACGCUUCUUGUUUUGAUGUGCCUUUUAUUUCAAUAUUAUGUUCAUUUUUCCCAAUGCAGUUUUUGAAUGUAUUUAUUAAAUAAAGUACAAAAAUGUCAU